Messenger RNA from Orycteropus afer afer, 2544 nucleotides. RefSeq names its product shroom family member 1 (gene SHROOM1). Gene Ontology annotation, molecular function: actin filament binding. Gene Ontology annotation, biological process: cell morphogenesis; actin filament bundle assembly. The transcript has 7 exons. Lineage: Eukaryota; Metazoa; Chordata; Mammalia; Tubulidentata; Orycteropodidae. Gene Ontology annotation, cellular component: apical plasma membrane; adherens junction; cortical actin cytoskeleton. The record is from RefSeq and is a predicted model, not a curated record.
AUGGAUGCCCUGGAUCCUGGAGAUGACAGCGCCUCCCCAGCCUCCUCUACUUGCAGCCUGGACCUGCGGCGACUGUCGAUGCACAUAGACUCAGCCUACAGCUCUUUAUCUGUGGCCUCAGGUGGUCAUGAGCCACGCACUCCAUCGCCCGAGACCGACCCUGUUCAUUACCUAGACCCGGACUAUAUGCGCGUGGUGCGCGGUGGCCUGGCCACGGCCCCGCCCACCCCCGGCUAUCGCUCAUGCCUCUGGCCUUCUCCGGCAGCAGCUACAGUUUCUGGGCCCCACCUCCCACAGGAACAGGGGACCCCGGGGCCGCUCAACAGGCAGGCCACCCCGCUGCUGUACGCGCUGGCUGCCGAGGCUGAGGCCGCAGCACGGGCUGCAGAGCCGCCCAGCCCCCCGGCCUCUCGGGCUGCCUACCGUCAGCGGCUGCAGGGUGCUCAGCGGCGAGUGCUUCGGGAGACGUCCUUCCAGCGCAAAGAGUUCCGCAUGAGCCUGCCCGCCCGCUUGCGGCCCGCAGUGCCAGCGAGGAUUUCCACCGCGCACCCACGCUCCGCCUCGCUCAGCCACCCGUUUGGGGAAGUGGAGCGUGCGCUCUCUGGAGCUCCCUCACCGGGAAUUGCCCGCCAGGGGCAACUCGCCGUCCGGCAGCAGAAGUACUGCUUCUCAGAACCAGGGAAGCUAAAUAGAAUGGGUCAGGGCACUGGGCCUGUGGGGGAAUGCUUGGGUGAUGCUUACUGCAGCUCUGGCCUCUUCAGGCCCGAGUUCCAGGAUAUGCAGCGUGGGACUGAGCUCAAAGGCCGUCAGGUCAGAUGGCUGCCUGGGACCCAGUUCCAAACAGCCCCAGACCUUGGAUUCUUGAAGCUCUGUGAGGCCUGCAGGCCUGUCAGUCGGAGUCAGAGCACUUCAGAAGUCUUGGGCCACUGGGGAGGCCCAGCUAGGGUCUUACCCAUUGUUCAGGCCAGUCCCCAAGAAGCAGAACUCCCCCGACCAUUGUGCCAGACCAAACUUUCCAGGUUCCUGACUCAAGAGGCAGUUGCAGUGAUGUGUCCUACCAAAGGUCCCCAGGACAGCCCUGCCAACCAUGAGCAGAAGGCCUCAGAAACCUGCAUUGUGUCUGCCCAGCUCCCCACCCUCCCUGAUAAUGAAGUUUUCCUAGAAGAAGCCCCCCUGAUUAGAAUGAGAUUACCUCAAGACUCCCGUGGCCCCCAGAUGCUUCCAGUCAGGUGAAUUUCCUCCUGUUUCCAAGUAGAUCAACAGUAUGGAGCUGGCCUGGAUGAAAGGGCUAGCCAGGCUUCAGUCAUCCCAGAACACCCUCUCUAUGAGCACCCAGAGGCUGCAGGGGCAGACAGUUGCUGGCAGGGGGUGAACAGUUCUGUGGAUGACUCCAGAAACACAUGUUGUAACCCCUCUGGAACCACAAAUGGUGUCAUUCCAACCAUGGACACUACUCGACUGCUGACCACUGACCCCCCUGAAGCUGCAGAGAGUGAUUCCCUUAAACCUCUCCUAGUUGAUGCCCUGGAACCUCCAGAUACCCCAGGCCCUUCUGACCACACUGCCCAGGCCUGGGGCACUGGCAAACCUGCUUCCAGGUCAACAUGGCCCAAUCAACGCCUUGAGGAGCUGGUUCAGGAGCUGACCAGGCUAGAUCCCUCUCUGAGUGACAUCUUUGCUUCCCAUCCCAGCCCAGAGCCACCCCUGGAAGUGUUGGAUGGACUUAUUCCUUUAGCUGAGGUCUGGGCUGCAAUGGGGCCAGCCUGUGGGGAGGCUAGUACUUCUGAGCCACGGUCCAAUCUUCUCAACUCUGCCACUCAGUUCCUGACAACUUCUCAGGAAGAGGCAAAGCCUGAAAACUCUACCACGCACUCUGUACCUGACCAGCCAUAUGGCCAGGGGCUCCCUGAAUCAACCAGCGGCAUCCAUGCUAAGAAGGUGGAGCUUGCUGACCUUCUCCAAAAGAUGCUGCAGGAACUUCAGGUAGAACAGGAGCAGCUGCAAGUGGCGUCCCAGGCAUGUGCCAGGCGCAGAGUGGCUCUAGAGUCCAUGGUGGGCCAGGCCUGUGCACCCCGGGAGCUAGAGCAGUUCAGCCGGUUCAUGGCCGACUUGGAGCGUGUGCUGGGCCUUCUGCUGCUGCUGGGCACUCGCCUGGCCCGUGUGCAUUGUGCCCUGAUCCAGGCGGGCUCAAAUGGUGACCCUGACGAGCGGGCCUCUCUGCUGCAGCGACUCAGCCUCCUGCAGAGGCAGCAAGAGGACGCCAAAGAGCUAAAGGAGCAUGUGGCACGGCGGGAGCGGGCCCUGCGUGAAGUGUUGGUGCGGACGUUGCCUGCAGAGGCGCUGCACGCCUACUGCAGCCUGCUAGCUGACAGGGCUGCUGUCCUGGCCCAGCAGCGCAGCCUGGACGAAAGAGUCCACCUCCUCCAGGAUCAACUGGAUGCCAUCAGGAGUGACCUUGGCCAUCACUCCCUGCCCUCCAAGAUGGCCUGGACUGCAGGGACCUGACCUCCUGACAAAACACCCUUCCCACCUCCCUUCAUCUAG